UCGUAAUUUUCCCUUUGGAAGAAUCGGACAUUCGAACUAAUUAGAAAAUUCUUGUGUUGAUUUGAGAAAAAGUACGAAAAGAGUUGAAAAAUUAACUAUUGUUAGUCAAAAUUUCUCAAAGCUAAAUAAGUAAAAAUUUUAUUAUUAAUUGGAAAGUGACCACAUCUUAUUACUACUCCAAACGCUCCUAAGCAUUGGUCCUUCAAAUCAGAUUUAAGUAUUUAUCCAAAGGUAUGGCCGCUAAAAUUGUGAAUCAAGUGGAACGCGUCUCCGAGAAAAAAUGCAAGAAUUCCGAUUAUGGGAACACCUUCCUUAACGGUUUAACCAAAAUGCGUAUGAAUCAAAAGUUCCUUGAUUUUUCUUUGGAUAUAGACGGUGAACUAAUCCACGUGCACAAACUUACACUCGCGAUUGCUUCUGAUUACUUCGCCGCGAUGUUUGAAGCUGAUAUGAAGGAGAGGAAGGAAGGGACUGUCAAGUUACAGGAUGUGGAUGUAGAUGCCGUUAAGGCACUGGUUGAGUAUAUCUACAGCGGGAUCAUCACGCUUACAGAAGCUAACGUCGAAGCGGUAUUGUGUGCAUCUGACUUAUUUCAGAUCGCUUGGGUGAAAGAGGAAUGUAUCCAAUUUCUCAAAAACAGCCUAAACCAAAAAAAUUGUUUUCGAGUGCGAAAACUUGCUGAAAUGCAUUCUUGCAAAGAACUGCAGAACAUCAGCCAAAAAUAUAUUUUAGAUCAUCUUGAUGACCUAAUUGCCGAAGAAGAUCUGCUAUUAUUGUCUUUUGAAGAGAUCAAGGAAUUGAUAAAGGACAUGCAACACUUAGUCAAACCUGAAGAUAUUGCUUAUAAGGCCGCAAUAAAUUGGGUCAAGCACGACCUAGAGAAGAGAAAAGUUCAUCUCGCUGAGUUUAUGAGUCAGAUAUGUUUACCUCUUGUCGGCACAGAGUUCUUGACAAACCACAUUGUUGCUGAACCUCUGCUUAUAGAAAAUCAAAACUGCUAUAAAUUCGUAAUGGAAGCCUUAACUUAUCAAUUAACAAAAGCAAGUGAACGAAACGAGAGGCGACAGACAGAUUUCGAACAACGCAACGAAAACUUUUAUGUAUUUCUCGGCGGCGGCACACGGGACCUUAUCGGAGGCAUAAAAGAAUGCAAAGUCUACGAUAUUUCCAAAAAGAAACUGGUUUCUAUCUCAAGUAUGAAUGAGGGUAGAUGCGAUAAUUCUGCCGUGUUUUUAAACGGCAAAGUUUUUUCAAUGGGUGGAUUUAAUAGGGGUGCUUUAAAGACGGCAGAAUGUUAUGAUCCUGCCAGUAAGCGAUGGAGUUACAUUGCACCAAUGAAUAAUACUCGACAUGGUUUUGGCAUUUGCACGUACAAUCAUCUAAUUUAUGUUGUUGGUGGAUAUCAAACAUCCACAGUAGAGAGCUAUGAUCCUGCAACUAACAAAUGGCACUUGUGUCAGAAUAUUCCUGUAACAACCAAUAGCCAUAAUCGGGCAACAGUGGCAGAAAAUAAUAUUUACAGUUUGACUCAAGGAUCUAAGGACAAUAAUGCACUUCUUCGUUUUGAUCCGAGAGAUGGAAAGUGGUUUAAUUUAAAUGAGAUGCCACGAACAUCUGAUCUAUUCGGACUCGUCUCAUAUGAUCGAACAUUGUUUGCGAUUGGAAACGUUGAUUGCAAACGGCUCGACGUACGAGUGAAUAGAUGGGAACCGAUGCCUCGCGUAUUGGUAAACAAGUAUGAGUUUUCGACCGUAAUAGCCGCAAAAGACAUUUACUUAUUCGGCGAUAGAAGUAUAGAACGCUUUAAUAUCCAUAGUAAUGAGUGGGUAAUGCACCAAAUGUUAGCAAAUGAACACCAUAUGGGAGGAGCUGCAAUUCUUAGCAGAAAUUUCAAUUUUAAUUAAGUAGUGGAAGGCAAACAUUAUACGGAAUAAAUAUUAGUUUCUUCACGCUCUUUCAAAUCUUUUGUGUAUGUUUAAUGUUCGGUUAAGGAAAAUCACAAAUUUUAAUAUUUAAAGAAAUGUUUAGUUCGUUUACAUUUAUGGACA
This is a messenger RNA of Glossina fuscipes, 2048 nucleotides long. RefSeq names its product kelch-like protein 3. The coding region runs from base 234 to 1904 and encodes 556 amino acids. The transcript has 6 exons. Gene Ontology annotation, molecular function: protein binding. NCBI's taxonomy places the organism in Eukaryota, Metazoa, Arthropoda, Insecta, Diptera, Glossinidae. The record is from RefSeq and is a predicted model, not a curated record.